AUGAUAUUGAAUACCAGCAUUACUCAAAAUCUAGAAGACAUAGGUUGUAGGACGAUUCUUGUAACGUUAAGUGGUGAAUUUGGUAAGGAAGUUACUAGUACCUUACUUACUCUAAAGGCAGCUCUUGCUAAGAAAUACUGUUUUCUACCUCAGGGUGUGACUUAUCCGGCUUGCCACGGUAUCUGGAGACACUGGGCCCCGCCUCUAGAGCGGUCACGACUGGCCACUAUUUCAUUCUGUGGAUCAUAUGCUGGAGCUGUUCUAGGGAUGCCUCUUUCUGGAAUCUUGACAAAACAUCUCGGAUGGCAGUCGGGAUUCUACGUGUUUGGUAUUCUAGGCAUGAUAUGGUGCCUUUUCUGGAUGAUAUUUUCUUUUGAAAAGCCAGCAACAAACCCUCAUAUAACGCAGGAGGAGCGAAUUUAUAUAGAAACGUCUAUAGCCGAGUCUGGCUGUCUGGUUGACAAGGACAUGAAGACGCCAUGGUUAAAAUUCUUUUCAUCAAUGCCUGUUUAUGCGAUAAUAGUCGCCAAUUUCUGUCGAAGUUGGACUUUUUACCUGCUUAUCAUUUCCCAGCCGAUGUAUUUCACUGAGGUGUUCCAUUUUGAUGUUUCCAAGAGUGGUAUUUUAGCAGCACUGCCACAUCUUGUCAUGGCAAUCAUAGUUCCUAUAGGAGGAUUUAUAGCAGACAAGCUUAGGCAGCGCCUCCUCACCACGACUCAUGUCAGGAAAAUAUUUAAUUGUGGGGGUUUUGGUCUAGAGGCUUGUUUUCUGCUUGGAGUUGCAAUCACGAGAAACACGACAACAGCUAUCGUGUGUCUGACCCUAGCAGUUGGAUCCAGCGGAUUUGCCAUCUCAGGUUUCAAUGUCAAUCACCUGGAUAUAGCUCCGCGCUUUGCCAGUAUUCUGAUGGGUUUGUCUAACGGUGUGGGUACUCUAUCAGGCAUGUUAUGUCCAGUUGUGACAGAACUUCUCACCAAGAAGGGGACUGCUGAUGAAUGGCAAAACGUCUUCAUCAUUGCAAGCGUGGUGCAUUUCCUUGGCAUCAUAUUUUAUGGCAUCUUCGCUUCCGGCGAGAAGCAGCCGUGGGCAGAACCACCAGAAGAAGACAGGUGGCGCCCCGAGGAUACGCUUAAAGCAGACGGUUCAGGAAAACUGUUUUCGUAUGGUGCUUUUAAUGGAUAUGAUACAAAUCAAGCAGAGGAAAAGAUGAACGGAGGGGUUAUAUCAAACGGACAUGUAGGGAACGAGUUUCAAGGGAAUGGAGAAUAUGGCGGAUUUGAUAAAAGUGAUGAAUACUAUAACAAUGGGUAUGGAGGGGAUUAUGGGAAAAGGAUGUCAUUUGAUGCACCGUUAUAUAAUACUAAAGAGGAACUUGUACAGGUGCAAUCAAAAGAUAGCUAUCUAAAUGACAAAAGAGAAUUAUAAUAAUUGUGAUAGUAUUAGGUACAGCUUUUGAAUUUAGAUCAUGAAACAACCAUACCACAACGAUCUCGUUGCUUUUUCGAGAAUAUCAUUGCAUUACUCCUCACUAUUUUAUAGAUUUACUUUACCUAUAUGUUGUACAUGAUUACAAAAGUCUAACUAAUCCAUGGUUAGAUUAUGUCUUUGAUUGUCAUUAACAUUUAAACAUUCAUAAUUCUUUCCGAUAAACUUGAAAGAAUGAGAACUUAUAAUGAAGUAAUUUUGCCUUGUUUAUGAAAUCACUAAGUGUUUUUAACAUAUUUAUAAUAUAAAACACUAACAUUACUUUUAAUAUUGUGAUAUGAAAAAAAAACCUGGUAAAGAUUAGAUAUUUAAAUCUUGUAUAAUGAAUAGGCAAGCAGGUGAAUAGGUUAUUAAAUGUAGAGUGAUGCCUUUUACAUUAUGUUUGACACUCUAAAGUGUUAUGUUUUGUAUAGUUUAAAAUGUUCUAAUGAUACAUGUAAAAGUACAAUUUUUUUGCAUGACAUCAUGUUAGUGAUUAGAGUCAUUUGGACGAUAAAUGUAUCUGAUAAAUGGUCGUUACAGAUUAUCCUCGAAGAGUGAAAUUUUCUUAAAUACCGCACAUAUAACAUGCAUGUUUUUAGUCUUUAAUUUACCUAUGUUUCUAAUUAUGCCGAGAACCUAAUGCGAUGUUGGUUUUAAUUUGAAUACAAUCUCGUUAGACUGGAUAAUAGUUGAAUCUUUUCACUAUCAAAAACAUUUGACUGUGAAAAUCUAAUUUUACCCUGCGGCAAAUUUUGGAAUAGAAUGGUAUUGACCGGAAGAAAUACGCCCAUCCCAAAAUUCUGUUAUUAACACAUAGUAUUGGAACAGCCGAAUUCCCCCCCCCCCUUAUUUGAUGUUUUCAAACAGACACUAAUUUGAUUCAAUGUAUACAUGAAGCCCACAUACAAAUGUAUGCCAACUAAGACAUUUUACAGAAUUCCCCCAACUCGAAUGAAUAUCAUUAAAUUACUACUAUCUUGUCCUUUUGAAAACAAUUAAAUAUAUAAUUGAUAUUGGAUAAUGAAAGCACGGAUAUGACUUUUUUUUAUUAUAAAUAACCCAUUUUUGUUAGAAUUGAUAUUAAAAUCAAAUCAUCCUAGCAUGUUAGUCUUUAAAUAUCUGAUUUCAAUAACGUACUAGUAUGUAGUGUGGUAGAGUUUAUUUUUGUAUAAAUUACUCAAAGAAAAAGAGAUGUUAGAGACAUUUGUUAAAUUUUUGUUCGUUUGUUAAUCUUUGUUAUGUUAUAUAUAGUAGAAUGUGUUAUUA
Saccostrea cuccullata (small rock oyster) is the source of this 2733-nucleotide messenger RNA. RefSeq names its product vesicular glutamate transporter 1-like. The transcript is spliced from 9 exons. The record is from RefSeq and is a predicted model, not a curated record. Gene Ontology annotation, molecular function: neurotransmitter transmembrane transporter activity; L-glutamate transmembrane transporter activity. Bases 1 to 1425 code for a protein of 474 amino acids. Lineage: Eukaryota; Metazoa; Mollusca; Bivalvia; Ostreida; Ostreidae. Gene Ontology annotation, cellular component: excitatory synapse; synaptic vesicle membrane. Gene Ontology annotation, biological process: regulation of synapse structure or activity; neurotransmitter loading into synaptic vesicle; transmembrane transport.